AUGGCGUCUUGGACUUCAUCUGAGUUUCUCUAUGUAGAGAUAAAACCACCAGGUAUACAUUUCCUGGAACGUUUUAAGCGUUCAGGGAAACUCUCUUUCAAGCAAUAUCAAGCAAUGGUCUUUGUCUUGACCUUCAUCGCCUAUAUUGCCUUCCACGCAACUCGAAAGCCUAACAGCAUCGUCAAAGGAACGCUCUCAAAACCAUCAACGGGACACUUCAAGGCCACGGACCAAGGCGGAUGGGCUCCUUUCGAUGGUCCGGACGGUACAGCUUUGCUUGGACAGAUCGAUUUGGCUUUCCUCUCCGUUUACGCCGUUGGAAUGUUCGUCGCGGGUCAUUUAGGGGAUCGUUUGGACCUCAGGACGUUUCUGACGAUAGGUAUGAUCGGGACAGGAGUGUUCACCGCUCUGUUUGGUGUUGCCUUUUGGGCCAAUAUCCAUAGUUUCUACUAUUUCUUAGCCAUCCAGACAUUAGCAGGAUGGUUUCAGUCUAUCGGAUGGCCUUGUGUGGUUGCGGUUUUGGGGAAUUGGUUCGAUAAGAAGAGGAGAGGUGUGAUCAUGGGUGUGUGGAGUGCUCACACAUCAAUAGGGAACAUCAUUGGGUCUUUGAUAGCAACCGGACUCUUGAAAUUCGGUUGGGGAUGGUCUUUUGUUGGUCCGGCUCUUCUCAUCACGUUUCUUGGCGUUGUGGUUUACAUGUUCUUGCCUGUGAACCCUCCCGCUGUUGACGCUGAGAGAAAUGGAACUGAAGUUGAUUCCACAAUGAUACUCGGUGACACCAUUACUGAGAGCUUCUUGAGCUCUAGGAUGAGUACUGGAUUCGACAGAAGAGCUGUUGGGUUCUUAGCCGCUUGGAAGAUCCCUGGAGUUGCUCCUUUUGCCUUCUGCCUCUUCUUUACCAAAUUGGUCUCUUACACUUUCCUCUAUUGGCUUCCUUUCUAUGUGAGCCAGACUGAGAUAGGAGGAGAGCACUUGUCACAAGAGACAUCGGGAAACUUGUCGACGCUCUUCGAUGUUGGAGGCGUGGUUGGAGGAAUCUUAGCCGGAUACUUCUCUGAUCAGCUCGACGGGAGAGCAAUCACAGCCGGAGGAUUCAUCUACUUGACGAUCCCAGCUCUGUUCCUCUACAGAACCUACGGUCAUGUCUCGAUGACAAUCAAUAUCAUCCUCAUGUUCACGGCUGGAGUGUUCGUUAAUGGACCUUACGCUCUGAUCACAACCGCGGUUGCAGCUGAUCUCGGUACUCACAAGUCGCUUAAAGGCAAUGCGAGGGCUUUGGCUACAGUCACAGCUAUUAUAGAUGGAACAGGAUCAGUUGGUGCAGCCAUUGGACCUGUUCUUACGGGUUACAUCGCUGCGAUUAGUUGGGAUGCUGUGUUUUACAUGUUGAUGACUGCUGCGUUGAUCUCUGGACUGUUGCUUACUCAGCUUAUUAUAACAGAAGUGAAAACUUUGUUGUAUGGAUCAUCUGAAGUUGAUGAAGUUGCUGCUUCUUCUGAACCAAGACCUCCCAUUGAUGUCCUCAUAUGA
Messenger RNA from Thlaspi arvense, 1530 nucleotides. NCBI's taxonomy places the organism in Eukaryota, Viridiplantae, Streptophyta, Magnoliopsida, Brassicales, Brassicaceae. The record is from the annotation of a GenBank genome assembly.